This is a messenger RNA of Cervus elaphus (red deer), 4025 nucleotides long. Its product is annotated as palladin-like. The transcript has 9 exons. NCBI's taxonomy places the organism in Eukaryota, Metazoa, Chordata, Mammalia, Artiodactyla, Cervidae. The coding region runs from base 345 to 1064 and encodes 239 amino acids. The record is from RefSeq and is a predicted model, not a curated record.
UGAUUAAUAGAAAGCUGGGGCUGCACCAAAUACAGUGGAAUAGGGAGACCCUUCCACAGUCCUUCCAGCUGAUACCCUAGCCUCUCUUCUGACAGCUGUCAUUCCAGUUUAUGCCCCUCCUUGCCAGAGAGCAGGGAUCUACCUCAAACAAACCCAGCCGCGAGGGGCUCUUCCUGUGAGGACAACAGGAGAAGAAAAGCAGACAGACAACGUGGAGGCUCUUUCCACUCCAGGAAUUUUCCAAACUUGCACAAGGCUCAAAUUAGAUUGAAGUCUGGGUAAGUACCCAGAGAAGUAAGAAAACGUUUUUUUCUCUGGGAUUAUGCUUGGCAUAUGUGACAGAAAUGUCAGAGAUAAAGAAGAAAACCACUAGAGUGUCUCUGACCAUCAGUUCCCCUGUUAAUGAAACCUCUAACAUCAGAUCAAGUUAUUCUACAUUAGUUCAACCACUGUAUAUUGACCCCCAGAGGAUGCAGAGUCCCUGCAGCAGCCUGUUGGGAUCCACUUGUGUUGUAGCUCCUGUGUUUACCAAGCAUCUUCAAGAUAUCUCUACAACCAGAGGUCAGUUUGUCGUGUUUGAAUGCCGAGUCCAGGCCACAGCCACAGUUCAAGUUCACUGGUACAGAGAGAAAGAGCAGAUAACAGACUCAGAUGACUUCCGAAUUCUGAGAAAAAAAGCUUGUUUAUCAUCCAUUCCUGAGGAAGUGUGCACCUUAAUUAUCACAGAAGCAUUUCCUGAAGAUUCUGGAGACUUCAAGUGCAUUGCAGAAAAUGAGGCUGGGACUGCAGUCUCCACAGCAAGACUCUUUGUUUCUCCAGAAGGAAAAGUGGAGAAAUCAGAGGGUUCUCGAAAGUCACCCACAAGAAAAUUUCCUCCAAAACUGGUCUCCUCUCCCUGGCGCAGUGACAGCCACACAAAGGAUAAAAAUCUAGACAAUACUCCAAUAAACCUUAUGCCAACUAUUCCUGAAACAGCCAGUCACAAUGAACGUGAAAUCCAGGUUCCAAAGGAGGAGUUCUGCACCAUCAAUGAAAAUUCCUCUGAGCUACAACCACAAUGGUAAGGGCAGACAGACCUAAUAUUCACACAUCCAGCAAACGUUCUUGGCUCUCUAUAAAGAAGAGUGAAUGUGACAAAGCUCCUGCCCUCGGCAAGCUUGCAUGGACGAAUCACUUUACCUCUGUCAUAUCUCCAUCAUGCAUUUCACCAAGGCUGAAACAGUAAGUCAUGUAAGUUUUAGAAAUAGGAAGAAAUAAUAAGUCUUAGAUACAUAUUUAAGGGUUUGCUACAGAGACUUAUUGGGGGAAAAAAAAAAAACAACAACACUGAAAUAGCAAAAGUUUCUGAAGAAUGGAGUCUUUUCCCAAAUUAUAAUUCAAUGUCCUAUCUCAAUACAAAUAGGUAAAACAUUUUGUGAUACAGAUUCCUACAUGGUUAGUCUUAGAAUACAGACACAAUUGUCCUUGCAUAUAAAGGACAAAAGUAUAAACAGAAAGAUAUAUCAGUACGUGAAUGUGCCAAGUAGGCUGUGCAUUUAAAACAACACAGUCAGCACCAUCCCCAGCCCCCAAACACAAACCUCAAACCAAAGUACUGAUUUUUUAAAAACCUAAAAACUGAUACCUAAAAGUCUUUGGAGACUAACAGACCUGGAACAAUGUGUGAAAUACAUAGUAAGAAUUCAAUAAAUAGGAACUAUUACUUCGCUGCAGGUCAGUGUUAUCUCCACCAAUAGCCUGUAACUGUGAAUUCUCAGUUGGUCUCCUGGAAUCCCCUUAGCUUAAUGGGAUCACCAGUCGUCUGGGCAGUAGCUACCCCUAUAAAUAGAUUCCUCACAGGAUCAAGGAAGAAUGAGUGUGUGGAAAAAUAAAUAAGACUGCAAUUUAUUCAACAAACACUUAUUAAGCACACUGUAUAUGUUUGUCAGUUUCUGUGCCUUGGUAAAAUGGUCAAUACUCACAUCCACAGUUUUUCUCCAUAAGUACCUGUGUUUAUCAGUGAGCCUUUAGGACUUAAAAAGGCCUUGAAUUUACUAUUAGUAUCUUUCAUAUAAGACUAUCUUUUUCAUUAAUAAAAUCAUUUGUGGGGACAAUUAUCAGGUAAAACAUUCCAUGAAUGUUAGCAGGUUUUUACUGGAUGUCUACCAAGAGCUAUAUUCUCCUAGACAAGAUAAAUAAGUAAUAAAGAGUCCCUUCCUCAGAAAAAAACCUAGUUGAAGAGAUACAUUAUACCACAAAAUAGUCCACUGUAGGAUUUCUUGUUUCAUUUGAGUCUCUGCAACACUGAUUUAGUAAAACAGAUACUAUCUUUGUUUUUCACUUUAUUAAAGUUCAGAGAUAUGCAGUAGAGUGAGUACUUACACUCAGGUCUCCAAAAUAGAUAAUAAAAAGGUUAAUGCGUCUAUAAAGCUGCAGAGCAUUAACCAAAUUAAUACUAUCAUUUGUACUGUCUGACUCCAAAUCCAGUGAAGUAUCCACCAUUAUUUCUUGAGAAGAAUAAGACUGAGUCCACUGCUCCAAGGCGAUUCCCUUUUGCUAUAUGGCUGUGCAGAACUUCAAAAAUCAGAGUGAUUAAUGCAUAAUCUGAAAAUGAAUAAAACAUUCUUCAUUCUUUUGUCCUUUCAUCUUCAAUAGGACAUUUUCCUUCUCAAUCGAUAUAGCUGAGAAGGAUAGAAAUUAGUCUCAUACACACAUCUGACCUCUGAAGAAGGUCAGAAGUUCAAAGCACCAUUUUUACAGUCACAUAUAUACUUCGCAUUUUAAAAAACAAGAGAUGAAUGAGUGACAGUUAAACAGCUACCCCCUGAUGAUGAGGCAAGAAGGAAUUUCCUGGACAUGUAGCAGGAAAUAUUUCAGUAGGAAACACCUGCAACAGUAGGAAGUUACAUACAUCUUGGGAGGUAUUAGAAUGAUUUACUAGAGGCCCUUACUGAUAAUUUAGAGACAGAAAUGGGAAAGUUGUCUUUACUGGGUAGGCUGGAAUAUGGUUCACCCACCAGAUAUCUUAAUUCUUUCAGCUUUAGGAUGAUUUUUCUCAAAUAAGCACCAAAUCAUUCAAACAGCCAUAUUUGUGAGAAAACAUAAAACACCAUUUUAAAAAGCACACCAAAUAUUAAAAGGCAGAAAAACAGAUUCAUGGUAAAUUACUGAAUAUAGACCCUUAACUUUUGAGAAUGGUGUUAUAAAAGAUCUUAUCUACCUUUCCAAAACCAUCUCUUGAUCCCCUAAUUGUAGCAAGAACCUUAGCCUCAAUGUACCAGGGAGCUACCACACUAUAAUGAAAGUUUAUCUUACAAAGGUCAAGGGGAAAGAAGAGGAAAAGUGUAAAUGAUAAAGAAUAAAUAAAAACUAAAAUUCUUCCUCAACUAUGGAACAUUUAGAAUCUGCCCUUGGCAAAAUUGGGGAUUUAAGUUUGUCCUGGGCAUCUACCACACUUGGCUGGUAGGGCAUAUCUCAAUGAAGCUCUGUUCUUGGGAAGAAUCAAGUAUCAAUCACAUAUAUCACAUUUAAAGUGCCUAGAUUAGGGUCUUGCUCAAACUAAAGGCUAAUAUGUGUCUGCUAUUCUUGUUAUUUUUAUUGUGACUUGCACUACAUUUUAAGUCUAAUUUGGAUUGAAGGCUUUGCCCAUAUUAAGGUAAACUGAAAUAUCAAUGAGCAGGAAUGGAGAAAUAUUUUGGGUGACUCCUUAUAAUAAUACUUACAAUAAGACUCCUUACAAUAAGUAAGCAAAUGCCUAUUCAUCAAGUCCAGCAUGCUUUUUCUACUAAGUAAUGCUUUUUCUACUAAGGUGGCUGUCAUCAAACUUUCUCUGAACACCAAAGGAAUAUACACCUACAUGGUCAGCUGUGAAGAAUUUUAAGUGGCUUAUUUGUGCUCAAUUAUCUAUUUGUUGGACCCUGAUGUACAUGGCAAUUACAUCAAGGCUGGAGUAUCCAUGAGGGCUGUUGUUCAGUCGCUCAGUCGUGUCCAACUCUUUGCGACCCCAUGGACUGCAGCACGCCAGGCUUCCCUGUCCAUCACCAUCU